Messenger RNA from Oppia nitens, 816 nucleotides. RefSeq lists its product as uncharacterized. The record is from RefSeq and is a predicted model, not a curated record. The transcript is spliced from 3 exons. NCBI's taxonomy places the organism in Eukaryota, Metazoa, Arthropoda, Arachnida, Sarcoptiformes, Oppiidae. Bases 133 to 816 code for a protein of 227 amino acids.
AGAUUAUGAAUAUUUGAAAUACUUUUUCAUUGGUAAUCACUUUUGGAAAUUGAAUUACAAUGACGUCAACAAAAGUAAAUUUAUAACGAAAGUAUCGGUCAGUCUGACUGGUUGUCCGGUGAGAAAUACUCGAUGGUCUGGUGUGUCUACUAUAAUGCUUCAAAAUUUCCUACAUUUCCCGUCAUAGAAGUAGAUCACUGUCGUACCGGUGCUCUUAAGAAAGACCUGAAAACAAUUGAUUGGGCGGUUCUGAUGCCUAACACAUUGGAUGUCAAUCAAACACUCAACACAACGACCAUAACAUUUGGUGCCGACUUUGAGCCAUUACUGGUGUGGGUAUCGUUUCCGUUUCAGUUUAAAUAUCGUAUCGUCACCUUUAUGUCGACCAGUGGUCAGACAAAAGUGUUUAACUUUUGGGAUUCAAACAAACUAAAUGAAGAUCUUCCCAAUGAAUUAAAAAGUGAUCACCGAUUUAUUAUUGAGGCAAAACAGGAGCAAAAAAUCAAUAGUCAAUACCCUAUUAUGGCAAUAGUGGCACAGUAUAGCAAUAAUGAUUGUUCUAACUCAUGUGCAACUAAUAUAAAUGGCCAGGGAUCUAUAGUGUUUAUGAAUGCCAACAACAAUAGUAUCAAAUACUGUUAUGUGGGAAAUCCAUACAAUGAUAUGGCCUGUACACCAGAAAAUCUAAAGACACUGAUAGACUGUUCCCAUAUAACAACAACAACAGCCAUACAUACAACAGCCGGCACACAAACUAAUGGCCCAAUUAAUUGGUUUAAAUGGUUGAAAACUAUAUUAUACAGUAUAUUGUGGUAA